Messenger RNA from Haliotis rufescens (red abalone), 3694 nucleotides. Its product is annotated as putative ankyrin repeat protein RF_0381. Gene Ontology annotation, molecular function: protein binding. The transcript is spliced from 22 exons. Bases 273 to 2417 code for a protein of 714 amino acids. NCBI's taxonomy places the organism in Eukaryota, Metazoa, Mollusca, Gastropoda, Lepetellida, Haliotidae. The record is from RefSeq and is a predicted model, not a curated record.
AUGGCGGAAAAGAUUUAUUGAAAUUUGUAACAAAGCAAUUCAAGUUCGAUUUGAUCAAUGAUAUGGCGAAUGACAAAAAUUCCUUAGACAAUUUUGUUAACUUUAACAUCUAAUUUGACAUAUUUUUAUAACAAUGUAACGAAAAGUUGCUUCUGUUUUUAGCUGGGAGUUCGUGCGUAACGACGCACGUCUGCGGAUACUCGAAUUGUCCUAUUUUCGGUCACAUUUAGCUUCCGUUGUCGUGUUGAUAAUUAUUUAAGAGCAAGUUCAAGAUGGCAGGCGAAAUGUUGCAGCUUGCUAAGUCCAAGAUUGGACAAGCAAUAUCUCAGGGCAGCAUCAAGGACUUGAAGAUGUGUUUGGAGCAAGGCCAAGAUCCACUAUUCAAAGACAGGAAAGACAACACGUACCUGCACUAUGUGUGCACCAUGCACCGACCGCACAUCAUCCACAUCCUCUUCACAACACCUAUCAACAUCAACGCACAAAAUAGGCACGGCAACACGCCCCUACACGUGACGGCGCUGCAGGAGGAGUGCUGCCAUGUCGCUGACCUGAUGGCAGCUGGCGCUGACCCCACUGUGAGGAACAAGGAUGGAAAGACGGCCUCCGAGCUUAAAACUAAAAACAAAUUCUGGCAGUCAAUAUACAACAAGUACCAGCCGGGGAUCUUCCAGGCGGUGUCUGACCAUGAUGUGGAGCGCGUAUUGGAGCUGCUGCACUGCUGGAGCAUGGUGGACUCUGUCAGGAAUGGCCAGACACUACGCCAGUUUGCUGCUGCCCUCAAGUUCCAUGACAUCGUCUUCCUGCUGGAUGAUCACAAACCAACCUUGGAUGCAGUUUAUGGAGUGCUGGAGGUCAACAAGGUCAAGGUGAAGGCCGCACUGAAGAAAUCGAAAUGCAAUAUCAAUUUCCUGAAUCAUGCUUCUACUAGGCGACAUAUCCUGCAGUACGCCAUCCGUCUCCAUGAAGUCGACCUUGUGACCCUCAUCUGUAAUGCGGGCGCUGAUGUCAACUUACCUGUUCUUGUCAACAGCUAUUACUGGGGUCCCCUGUACUUUGAGGGCAUCAACAGCAAGCUGCCUGCAGAGAUUAUAUGGAAGGUGCUGAAGAGCAAGCCCGACUUCAGCCUGAAGGAUGAGCGAGGACGGAACUGUAUGAUGUUCAGUCUGGACAAGACCAAUGGAGCCAUGCCACUUGACGUCAUCACGUACAUGCUGAAGCAGGGAGCCUACAUAGCGGACAGGGAUGAGACAGGGUCAAAUAUUCGAGAUGUGGCUCGGUUUGCACGUCGCCGCGAUGUGGUCAACCUGCUUGACAAGUUCUAUGUGAAGAUCCUGAGAGGGUCUGACCUGGAGACAUUGAGGAAACUCUCUGUGGACGGAUAUGACAGUCUUCUGAUUCAGCACAAUUAUCGUGACACCUACAUCUAUGCCUGUGGGAAUGAAACGGAUGAUGUACUCAAGUUUACAAACUGGCUUCCAGAAUUCCAGAAAAAUGUCAUCUUAAUUCAUAAACAAAUCCGAAAUUCCAACAAGAGUGUUGUUGAGAAGUUGUUGUCAGAUCCAGAGAAGUGCCCGGACAUGCUGGUCAACGCCAGGGAUAAGGGAGGUCGGUCAUCUCUGCACCUGGCUGUGUUGUUCGAGAACUUCGAUAUUGCCAAAUAUUUAAUGUCAAUACCGGCAGUGGACAUAAAUGUAAAAGAUUGCCAUCUACGCAGCGUGUAUCACUACGCAUGUUCCGUUCCUGGAGCUGAGGAGAUCCGCCUGGCUCUCAUACAGGGGGGCGUCGACACACAGGCGCUCGAUACGAGCUGGAAGACGGGGGAGGACUACCGACGCGUGACGGGGAAGGUCCCGGCAUGGGUGGCAACAUGCAAGACGGCCAAGUUCAGCAUGGCGCUGGAGCUAAAGUGUGUGGACAAGUACGAGGAGCUGCGGCGGAUCGUGAAGAACAAGAGGAAAGGUCUGAGUGAGUUCCUGGAUGCCAUCAAGUACUUCAAGGCACACCCUGUGGUCGACUUCCCCAAACUACUGGUUCCCCUCAUGCCGGACUACCGGGAUCUCAUCUUCUUGGCACUGGACUACAACAAACCAGACAUCGCAGAGAGACUGGCCGACCUCGGGGCUGACCUCACACAGACAGAAGUGUAUGUGAUUGACUUUGAGCCUGAGACAGAGACUGAGGAUGAUGAAUCUGAUGUGGGUUCAAACGGACGACCGCCAGUCAGUGCCGAGAUCGAGAUGUCUCCUGCUGACAGAGCCCGAUACUUGGGACUGCCCAGUUUAGCUGACUGCAUGGACAGAAAGAGGGCGUGGCAACUCCGGGAGAAGGAAGACAGCCACCCGACAGUCAUGGAACAGCUCAACCAUCAGUUUCCAUCCAUCUUUGUUACUCAGAUCUUCUCUCCAUCUUUGUAACUCUUGACAUGUGAUCUUAACAUUGACCAAUUUCAGGCAACUAGGCGUUGUCAUCUUCCAACUUCAGGCAACUAGGCGUUGUCAUCUUCCAACUUCAGGCAACUAGACGUUGUCAUCUUCCAACUUCAGGCAACUAGGCGUUGUCAUCUUCCAACUUCAGGCAACUAGGAGUUGUCAUCUUCCAACUUCAGGCAACUAGGCGUUGUCAUCUUCCAACUUCAGGCAACUAGGCAUUGUCAUCUUCCAACUACAGGCAACUAGGCGUUGUCAUCUUCCAACUACAGGCAACUAGGCGUUGUCAUCUUCCAACUACAGGCAACUAGGCGUUGUCAUCUUCCAACUACAAGCAAUAGUUAUAAAUGUGAUAACCUUAAGUUUGUUGUAUAUUGAAACAACUUGUGAUGUCUGUGAUAUUAUGUAUAUGAAAGUGAAGGAUCAAAUAUUAAACUUCAACUCUGUUUCUGUGAUAUUCCGUGGUAUGGCUAUCAUCCAGGAUGAUUCAAGGUCCAUGAGCGACUGCACAUCCCCUGUCUAGUUGAAACAUCCACCAUCUUUGGGUUUAUUGAUUUUAUAUUUAUCAUAAAAGUUGUUUAUCAAUAUAGACUGGAGAUAUAACACUGGAUAGUCGAGGAUGAACGCAGGCUUUAAAAGUUGUACUUGUCAACCACUGUGAUAAUUUUGAAGGGUUAUUUUAAACAAUAUCUUGUGACAAUACAUGAUCUCUAGUUCAAGAAUGACUACAAAAAGACACGGAGGACAUGUGCUUACCAUAGGCAGCAUGUAAGGGCUUGUCCAUAUUGUAUGACAUUGUAUGACAUUGUAUGACAUUGUAUGACCUUGUAUGACAUUGUAUAUGACAGUGCUGUGCCCAUGCAGCUGACCAGUGUUGCGUGUGUGUGUAUGUCAUGUCUGUGCUGGCAUAGUGUGUUAUCUUACAUCUAAUGUUGGACUACUGUGUGUUUUAAUAAUUGUAAUUUUCAAUUUCAUAUAGAUUCUUUCUCAGAAAGAAAUUUGCAAAUGAAACAUGACAAAACACGACGAUAUAUAUGUUCAUUUAUAUUAUCACGUGAUAACUGUUUGAUGGUUUGAAUAAGUUUCUCCAAGUCUGUCAUUUUCUACUUUUAGUUCAAUCAUUGAUUGACUUGUUCAGAAAUCAAUUACUGCAUUUUGUUGUCAAGAGAGUAGUGUUCUGACCUUCAUCGCAGCAUCGACCCUUACUCAGUGAUAAGAAUUAUAAAUGCAAUGAGAAAAUAAUAAAGUGCCUGUUUUGAUUCUUA